GCUAGGAUGGCCGUCGUCGGGCUUCUUUGCAGUAACGAAAUUAGCGGCGGCGGUUGUGACAAGAUUACUACGUAAUUUCCGAGAAGAUGCGACAGCAGAAUGCACCCGAUCGUUCCGCGUGACCGAUUGAAGUGACGGAAAGUGUUCGUCGUACGUCCGUCCGCGCGAGCGUCAGAUAUUAUGCGGUUUCAUUCAACACGCCCGUGUUGCGGCAUGAUCAAAUGAGGGAGGCUGGCUUUCGUUUCUCGACAUUCCGAAUCUACAAAUCGAAAUGGUUUCCCUUACGCGAGGCUGUUUCGUUGCGCUUCUUUAUGCUUUUUCAGCGAUUUUGACGAAUACCGCAGGCUCAAGGGUGCUCGAGCUAAGUGACAGAUUUUUAGAUAUACACAAAGAUGGACAAUGGCUAGUAAUGAUGUAUGCGCCAUGGUGUGCACAUUGCAAAAGAUUGGAACCAGUUUGGUCUCAUGUUGCUCAACAUUUGCACGCAACACCGAUAAGAGUUGGACGGGUGGACUGCACUAGGUUCAAUAGUGUGGCCACUGCAUUCAAAGUUAAAGGAUUUCCCACUAUUCUAUUUUUAAAAGGUGAUCAGGAAUAUGCGUACUACGGCGACAGAACUAGAGAUGAAAUAGUUAAAUUCGCUUUAAGACUGAGCGGCCCUCCUGUGCAAGAAAUAACGAAACCUCAGAGUUUCUUUACUAUAAAGAAAGAUCGUGAUCUCUAUUUCUUAUAUGUCGGCGAUAGAUCUGGAGUUUUAUGGGAACUUUAUCACAGGGUUGCGAAUAUAUUUCAAGCGCAUGCAUUUUUUUAUCAAUCUCAUCCAACUAUAGUAGAUAAGCAUGCACCCGUGGAAAAUGUUCCAGCAUUGUUCGUAUACAAGGAGAGUUCGCAUUAUAAUUUCACUGGACACAAUUUAAGCGACAUAGAUAAAGUAAACGAGACACUUUACAAAUGGGUGAACGCGGAACGUUUUCCGACGUUUCCAAAGGUGACCAGAGGAAACAUUAAUCAGUUAUACUUAACAAAUAAGAAUCUCGUCUUGGCAGUGGUGGAGGAAAAUCAGCUGGAGGAGGUCGCACCCGACAUGCUGGAAUUCAGGGACAUGGUCGAAUCUGUGAUCAAGAGUAAACGAGAGAAAUAUCACGAUCAUUUUCAGUUCGGUUGGAUAGCUAGUCCCGAUCUAGUCAAUAACAUAGCGAUGAUGGUACUACCCUUACCGAGCUUAAUUGUAAUAAACACGACUACAAACCACCAUCACAUUCCCGACGAUGAAACAGAGAAACUUACACCACACGUGAUAGAAUUGUUCCUAGAGCAGAUUCGCAAUGAAAGUGCUCCGCGAUACGGCGGAAACAGUUGGUUAGUACGUAUUUAUAGAUCUUGGUUUGAAAUGAGAACCACUCUAGCUUCAAUGUGGAGAGGUAAUCCUAUUUUAACGGGAGUAAUGUUCGGAACACCAGUUGGAUUUCUAUUGUUAAUAUGUUAUGGCAGUUUCUGCCCAGAUAUCUUGGACGCAAACGACGAAGAAGACGAGAACGCUUCGUCGAGCCAUAUGAAAAAUGAUUAAGAAUAGUAUAUAUUAUAUGGAAUUUUUCGAGACACGUUUUUCAUUAUGUUUAGUGUAUAUAAACGCUUAUGGUUGCGUCUUGUUCUUAACGAGAAUUUGCCAAACCAGUCUUAAGAUUGUGAGAACUUUUAUACAGUAAUGUGUAUCGCUGACAUUCCAUAAAUUUUUAUUUUCCUGGUAAGUCCAUUUUUGCAUAUAUAUGUACUUAAUUCUUGUAAUGUUUUUAUGAUUGUGUGUAAAAAAAAAAAAAGAUGGAUAUUCCAUGAGACAAUACCUUCUGAAUUAAGCGGAUAUGUACACACUCGGAAAAAUUUGUCUUUUAAUACAGCUUUAAUGAAGAGAGAAUGUAACAUAUAUCAAAAAUCUGUAUAUUAAAUAUGAAUAUUCACAUAAUUUGUCAAACUAUAUUGAAUAUCAAACUAAGCUCUGAUUUCUUUUUAUAUAUAAUAAAGAAAAAGUAAUGGUGAUAUUAUUUAACAUUAUGUAAGUUGUGCGAAAUUGUUGCUGUAUUAUGUAGAUUGUGUGAUUGUACAUUUUUUUUUCAUGGGAAUGAGAAAUAAUCUCGUGCGCAUUACUCAUUUGUUGAGUAUAUAUUUAUAUGUAUCAAAUAAAAAAGGUAAACAUUU
Messenger RNA from Linepithema humile (Argentine ant), 2193 nucleotides. RefSeq names its product Thioredoxin-related transmembrane protein 3 (gene Tmx3). Lineage: Eukaryota; Metazoa; Arthropoda; Insecta; Hymenoptera; Formicidae. The record is from RefSeq and is a predicted model, not a curated record. Gene Ontology annotation, molecular function: protein disulfide isomerase activity. Gene Ontology annotation, cellular component: endoplasmic reticulum. Gene Ontology annotation, biological process: peptidyl-cysteine oxidation.